This is a messenger RNA of Heterotrigona itama, 541 nucleotides long. Lineage: Eukaryota; Metazoa; Arthropoda; Insecta; Hymenoptera; Apidae. The record is from the annotation of a GenBank genome assembly.
AUGAAUAACAUUUCUGGACAGUUCCGUAAAACAAUGUGGGAUCCAUUUCUUAUAAUAUCUCAAAUAAUUGCUAUACAAACUGUGAUGUACUUUUGUCUUGGAUUAUGGAUUUGGAUUGUUGCAUCAUUCAUAGGAUCCACAAAGUCAUUAGACUAUGCUUUUCAUUAUAAACAAAUACAUGUUAGAGAUUUUGCUGGUCAGUUUAUUAUAAUUAUUUUCAUUUUAAAUGCAUUGAUUGGAGCAAUUGCAUUAUGGUGGUUAGUACAGAGAACAAAACAAUGUAUGGACUUUGCUUGUACUGCGCAUUUAAUACAUUUAUUGUGUUGCUGGAUAUACAAUGCAAGUUUUCCAUCAACAUUUAGUUGGUGGUGUUUAAACAUCAUAUCUUUAAGUAUAAUGUGUGUUUGUGGUGAAUUUCUUUGUAUGAAAACUGAAUUACAAGCAAUACCACUAAGUAUGAACAGUCAGAAAACAGCCCUGUAAAAAUUUGUUGUCAAACUGAUCUUUACUAAAUCAUUUCAGAUUAAAAAGUUUAAGGUAG